Messenger RNA from Carcharodon carcharias (great white shark), 1465 nucleotides. It is a transcript of the gene dkk2, whose product is annotated as dickkopf WNT signaling pathway inhibitor 2. The record is from RefSeq and is a predicted model, not a curated record. The transcript has 4 exons. Lineage: Eukaryota; Metazoa; Chordata; Chondrichthyes; Lamniformes; Lamnidae. Gene Ontology annotation, molecular function: receptor antagonist activity; co-receptor binding. Gene Ontology annotation, biological process: multicellular organism development; negative regulation of canonical Wnt signaling pathway. Gene Ontology annotation, cellular component: extracellular region. The coding region runs from base 191 to 928 and encodes 245 amino acids.
GCGAGGGCUCUUAGGCAAAUUUACUAUACAAGAAAAUCAAAUUGCUUAAGACAAUUCCACUGGAAUAUCCAGACACCACCCUCUAUAUCCAACCAGCUGAGCCUCAACCCUGUCCAGGUUGUAUUUUAAGUCACUAACUUUUAACACCCCACCCUAGUCCCCCCCACCCCACGUCCCCGUCUGUUUGAGGAUGUCUCCCGCGGGCUGUUUCUUGCUCUGGGCUGCAUUGCUCAUCCUAAGCGCUCCAAGGACUGACAGCGCCAGGUCCAAAGUCAACUCCAUCAAACCGCCGGCGGGCGGGCAACCCCCCGAUCCGAUUCCAGCCAACCGAUCCGCCGGCAUCCAGCUGGGGAAAGUCAGCAAGAAGAACCCGAUCGCCAGCCAGAAUCAAGCAUGCAGCAGUGAUAAAGAGUGUGGGCCCAGUGGUUACUGUCACCAUUCACACCAUCAAAGCUACCCGUCUUGCCUGACCUGCAGAAGGAGGAAGAAACGCUGCCAUAGAGACUCCAUGUGCUGCCCGGGGAACUACUGCAGUAAUGGUAUCUGUGUACCACUUCUUGAAGGCGCCAGCCGCAGAUCGCUGUCCGGGGACAUACAAGAACACACCAAGAAGGGAACUCACCAUGGAUCCAAAGGCACGUACUGGCAGAUUGUUGGCAACACGCAGGCGAAACCGUCACGUGAGAAAGGUCACGAAGGCGACUCCUGCUUACGCUCCUCAGACUGCGCCGAAGGAUUUUGUUGCGCUCGCCACUUUUGGACCAAGAUCUGCAAGCCAGUUCUUCGCCAGGGGGAAGUGUGCACAAAACAGAAGAGGAAGGGUUCACAUGGCUUGGAGCUUUUCCAGCGCUGUGACUGCGCAAAAGGACUUGCCUGUAAAAUCUGGAAAGAGGCCAAAUCAAGGCUGCACAUCUGCCAGAAAAUCUGAGUGCACUGGCGUUCCUCUACAGCCCCGAGACAAUGAAACAAGGUUCUUCGUAGGAGCAUAUUGUGUAAAUAAUGCAGCAUUUGUUAAAGUGCCAUUUCUUUCACAAGAGUUCAUUCACGCUUAAUGCAAAAGCACACAAGAGGACCAGGUCUGAAGACCUGGCCAUUCUGACCAUUACGUGAUCAGUUAGCACUCCCAAAUUAAUCGGAGGCCGUUUCUGGCUUCAGUGGGGAGUGUUGCACCGUAGCCUUUGAUAUUUCCUUUUUUGGGUUUAUGAUGUUUUUUCGAGAAAAAAAAAUCAUUCUCGGGGUGCAGGCACCGCAGGCAAGGCUGGCAUUUAUUGCCCGUGCCUGGUUGCCCCCUGUGACGGCGGCAGUGGGCCUUCUUUUUGAACUGCCGCGGUCAGCGUGGUGAAGGUGCUGUGAGGUAGGGAGGCUCAGGUUUUUGAUCCAUGUAUUAGAAUCUAAAAAAAAAAGACUCUGCAACGGUCCAGAGGGCGGGAUUUUCCAGCCCAGCCCACUGCCGGGAUUCUCUGGU